Messenger RNA from Lichtheimia ornata, 762 nucleotides. RefSeq lists its product as uncharacterized. The transcript has a single exon. Bases 1 to 762 code for a protein of 253 amino acids. The record is from RefSeq and is a predicted model, not a curated record. NCBI's taxonomy places the organism in Eukaryota, Fungi, Mucoromycota, Mucoromycetes, Mucorales, Lichtheimiaceae.
AUGGAGACAAUAUCCGACACUUGGAUUCGCAAUGCUUCGAUUGAGGAUUUGAAGGAGCGUUCUAACGGUUUCUUUGACGAGUUGAAAAAGCUCAUUGCCGAAUCAGCGAAAUGGCCCACGCUCUCUCACCACACCAGUAGCGAUGGCACCAAGACAACGGUACGACGUCGACCUCAAUGUGGCAACCCGUGGUUUCUACAACGAUCCAGCAUAGUGACCAGUGUCAGUUAUGCAGACUUGCGUAGUGUUCUUUUUACGCACCAUUCGUUGCAGGAGCCAAAAUACAUUGAGCUUAUGCAGGAUGCACGUGAACUAUGGGCUCUAUCUACUUCGGUCAUUGAGGAAGAUGCAAUAGGCGUAUAUCAGCUCAAUUAUAAAGCGACAUUGGCAUCAGGACGCGAGUUUGUGGAAAUGGUUGUUGUACGUGAAACCCAUGUUGAUGACGAACAGGAGGAGGAUCAAGAACAAGGAGAAAAUGAGGAUUACCAACAAAGACGACGUGCAUUUAUGAUUGUAUCGAAACCUGUAUCCGAUGUAACAGAACCUGUACGACCUGGAUUUGUACGAGGCAAAUACGAAGCAUGGGAGUAUGUGGAGGAAUUGGAGAAUGGGGCGGUGCAAUGGACAUGUAUUCAGCGCUCGGAGCCUGGUGGAUGGGUGCCAAAGUGCAUCGCUGACAGAGUUACUGCAAAGGCGUUACCACAAGAUGUAUCUUCAGUCAUCGAGUAUUGCAAACACAAGCAAAGAGAUCAAGUAGCUUAA